Molecule: messenger RNA, 607 nt
Organism: Chrysochloris asiatica (Cape golden mole)
Lineage: Eukaryota; Metazoa; Chordata; Mammalia; Afrosoricida; Chrysochloridae
Gene: VAMP1
Product: vesicle-associated membrane protein 1 (synaptobrevin 1)
Exons: 5
Coding region: 149-505 (118 amino acids)
Biological process (GO): SNARE complex assembly; vesicle-mediated transport; vesicle fusion
Cellular component (GO): plasma membrane; SNARE complex
Molecular function (GO): SNAP receptor activity; syntaxin binding
Source: RefSeq, a predicted model, not a curated record
UUCUACCGCAGCCAGAGCUCCGGGUGGUCUGGUCAGCGAGAGGCAGAACUCGGAACUUCUGUUGACUCAGCCACAGCUAUCCCCCUUCGCCGGGUGUCUCGCCGCAGCCUCUGGAGGAGACGAACCCCCUAACCCCUGUGUCAGAAAAAUGUCUGCUCCAGCUCAGCCACCUGCCCAGGGGGAAGAGGGGGCUGCCCCGGGUGGGGGUCCCCCUGGGCCUCCUCCUAAUAUGACCAGUAACAGACGACUACAGCAAACCCAGGCACAAGUGGAGGAGGUGGUGGACAUCAUGCGUGUGAAUGUGGACAAGGUCCUGGAGAGGGACCAAAAGCUGUCGGAACUAGAUGACCGAGCCGAUGCCUUGCAGGCGGGAGCAUCACAAUUUGAGAGCAGUGCUGCCAAGCUAAAGAGGAAGUAUUGGUGGAAAAAUUGCAAGAUGAUGAUCAUGCUGGGAGCCAUCUGUGCCAUCAUCGUGGUAGUUAUUGUAAUCUACUUUUUUACUUGAGAAUGUACCAUCCCUCCCCCUUCUCCAUUGCCAUCCAAACUCACGCCCUUCUCCCUCUGUUUGCUCUCUCACCAAACUUCCCCAGCUGCCUUCUGACAUCCC